This is a messenger RNA of Silurus meridionalis, 1785 nucleotides long. RefSeq names its product Kazal-type serine peptidase inhibitor domain 2 (gene kazald2). Gene Ontology annotation, cellular component: extracellular region. Gene Ontology annotation, biological process: regulation of cell growth; regulation of signal transduction. The record is from RefSeq and is a predicted model, not a curated record. The transcript has 4 exons. Gene Ontology annotation, molecular function: insulin-like growth factor binding. Bases 413 to 1354 code for a protein of 313 amino acids. Lineage: Eukaryota; Metazoa; Chordata; Actinopteri; Siluriformes; Siluridae.
AUGUUGAAGGUAGCACCCUGCAAUUUAAGAAGUGUCCCUAUCUAACUUCUCUCUAAGCUUUCUCCUUUCCCUUUCUAAACUUUCUUCUCCCUUCCCUUUCUUCAUACACACUUUCUCAGCUGCAUGCUUGUCUGGGCUGCGAGUGAAGACAGACAUCACCCUUCUCUGUUUAUAGGAAGAGUUUAGGCUGGAAGAGUGAAAUCAGAUAAGCAACCUUACUUUAGACUGCAGGAAAUUUGCAGCCAACUAUUGACACCAGCAGUCUGGGACUUGGAGGCCUGCAGCCUGCUAAGGAUCACUCAUCUCCGUUAAGAACUUGUCCGGCAGGAGGGAGAUGAAAGGAUUUGCUGCUGUUUGAGACACAGCAAAGAUCUCCAAAACAUUGACUUGCUUUACAAUUGUUUGUUAACAAAUGCAACCUAGGCAACAGACAAUGCCAUAUUUGGCAGUGCUGCUAGCACUGCUGCUAGCUCCCUUUUCUGAGACACUUUCCUUGGAACACCUCAGGCAUUUAGACUGGCAGAGGGACAUGCGACCAGGCCAGCGGUGUCCUGCAAAGUGCCUUCGUGAGCAUUGCCCAGAUGCUAGGCUGCUCCAGAGCUGCAUAUGGGGUCAGAUCCGGGAUCUGUGUGGGUGUUGUUGGGAAUGUGGGAAUGGAGAGGGCCAGCUUUGUGACCCUGAACCCAGGACUGGAAGCACAUUUUUUGGCCAGUGUGCUGAGGGACUGCGCUGUAAAGUCCAACGUAGGGACCCCACAAUGAAGGCAGACCCCAAGCCUGUGUGUGUAUGUGAAAAACAGGAGAUUUUGUGUGGUACAGAUGGGAAGACAUAUGAGAACAUAUGCCAGCUAAGAGCAGUACAACGCAAAUUGGGUGAGCAGAGAAAAGUCAUGAUAGCGCAUCAUGGACCCUGCCGAGCAAAGCCAGUCAUCACCUAUGCUCCAGGAGACAUCAUUGCUCUGGAAGGAAGCAACAUUCUUCUAUCCUGUGAGGUGUCGUCGUACCCAGCAGUCUCCAUCCAGUGGAAGAAAGAGGGAGACAAUACAUUCCUUGCGUUUGAGGAUUCAAACAGAGCCAUGCAGGCGAGCGGAGGCCCGCGGCGUUUUGAGCUCACUGGCUGGCUUCAGAUCCACAAGGUCGGCCGUGAUGAUGCAGGGGUGUACACAUGUGCUGCCAGGAACACCUUCGGUGAAACUUCUGCCUCCGCAAGAUUACGGGUUAUACACAGAGGGUCCCAGAGUGGCAGAGAGCUUCCAGCAAGAAAAAAUGAAGCUCACAGACCAUCUAUCAAUGAAGCUGAGAGUGAAGAUGAUGAAGAUUACGAGGGACAACCAAGCGGAAAUAUGUAUUUGUAAGAUGUACAGUUUCAUUUAUCAAAGUUCCAACUGCAUUUCAGCUCUGCAUAGCAUCAUCACUUCUGUAAAAUAGUUGGUGCGUUAUUUGAACAAGUACCUGUUAUCUGAGCACUGUAAAUAAACACUUAUAAUAUCUUUCUAUAUUAAUUUUAAACUGAACACACAGAAUUAUCUAGCUAAUGUAAAUUCUUUUCAUUUUAAGAUCAUAGUUAAUAUUUUGUAAAAAAAAAAAAAAAAAAAAAAAAAAAAAAGAAAAGUGGAUUUUACUCAUAGUUAAUUAAUUAAUGCUUGCCAUAUACUUGCAGUUGUUUUUCCCACACGGCUUUCAUAUAACUCUUAGCAUCAUCAUAUGAUACAUUUUUUGUGCCUUUGUGUGUGUACUUGCAUGUAUUUGUAUCCAUCAAAAACUUUAUAAAAGCUGAAAAACAAUA